AUGGAAUGUGAGACAACAGAACCCCAACUUUCUUUAAUUUUACCUCAAGCAGGGCCUUUAAAUUUUGGAAAUUUAAGUAUCAAAGAAGGGGAGGAUUUAUCUAAAUUUGUCUACGCUUAUGGAAAUGACUUUCCAAAAGUAAACUAUUCUUGCAUUUUUGGUUCAACAAUUUCUGUCAGAGGUCAAUGGAUAAGUACUUCCCUUAUACGUUGUGAAUAUCCAAAAAAUAUUUUAAUUGGACCUUCUAAAUUAACUUUUGGAUUAAUUCCUUUAGAUUCCAAACAGUUUGUUGCGAAUAAUUUAGAUUGGCCGACGACUCAUUUUACAUUUUUCUCUAAUAAUUGUUCACCUUCUUGCAAAGGCCAUUGUUUAGGACCUCUUUGUUUAUGUCCAUUUAAUAGGACAGGUCUUCAAUGUGAUCAACCAUUUAAUAAAUUAACAUUAAAUAAUACUUCAAUAUUACAAAAAUUUAAUGGAAAUAUUGCGGAAGAAUUUAUUGAAUUUAUUCCCUAUAUUUUUAAAUUACCUGUUGAGAUUAACCCUUCAAUUACACGUCUCUCUUUAGAAUCUGAUAUAGAAGGGGGUGGUGGUGGAUUAAAAUUAGAUCCAUUUCAAGAACAAAUUUAUUGGUCUAGUCCAUUGGGUCGAAGCAAGCCCUAUUCAAUUUCUUUGAAAAUAGAAAAUGACGGAGAGGAUCAUGAGUUAAUUAAUUGGACUAUUAAAGUUAAUCCAAGCUACUCAGCUGAAUUAGAAAGAAGUUUAACAUUAGUGAAUCAAACAAAUGGGAGGGAAUUGAGUGGAAAAAUAAAAUGGGAAAGUAUUUCUAAUAAAAAGCCGCCUUUUGCAUUUAAUUCAAGUCUUCCCUUGCUUGUUCAUAUUUAUGCCACCGAUUCUGCUAGACCCGUUCCUCUUGAAGAUUUGCCAAUUUGGACAGGGCGAUCUAGUAGAAGGGAUGAUGAAGAGGGUGAUGGUGGUUUUUGUUGCUUCAGACGGUUGCUUUACCCUUAUUUGGGCACUGCAGAGAAAAUAGCUAUCACUGUCAGACAUCCAGGCUCUGAUUUGGAAGAACAUUUACAUAGUCGUGAUCUUCACGAUGAGACAGAUGCUCUUGAAUGGACACAAGAACGUGUAGAAAUAACUGAUUAUUUAAACGAAGUUCAACCAAAAGAAUGGGACCAAAACAACAAAAGUUUAACGUUAAAUUACUCUUUAAGACUUUCCCCUUUGGGAGGAGAUUGUAAGGAUGGAUGGCGUUUUGAAGUUCUUGAACCGAGAGAAUUUAUUUUUAUCGUUGAAAAUGAUAAACUACAAAUGUUGCAAGACAAACCUGGAACAUAUCUUGUAAAACUUAAAUUCCAAACAUUUGUCGAUGUGGAAAUUUCUGAAGAGAAUAAUGUUCGAAUACCGUUACGUGUUGUAUUUAUGUGUAUGCCUACUGGACAAAGCCUUACUAUAGAACAAGCACUCGUUGGUUUAAUAUUUCCUGGAAAGGAGGAAAUCAAAGCAAUUACUGGAGCUAAAUUAAAUCCAAAGCGUUUAUUUGUUGAUUUAAACAAAAAUCCAUUUAAUGUAAUUUCGUUAAAUAUUUAUUUACCUAAUGAUUUAUCAAAUAAAUUACAAAAAGAUAAUUUAAAAGAAACUGAAUAUUUUUUACCUUUUACUUUAAUUUGGAUUAAUCGACCUUCUCAAAAUAAUUGGCGAUUUUGGUUAAAAUUAAAAUCAGAAGAAAUUGAAAAAUACAAAAAUAUAUUGAAUGAAAGUGGGGGAAAUAUUGAUGGGGCUUUUUUAAUUAAAGGAAAUGAAAAUGUAUGUAGUUAA
This is a messenger RNA of Meloidogyne enterolobii, 1818 nucleotides long. Lineage: Eukaryota; Metazoa; Nematoda; Chromadorea; Rhabditida; Meloidogynidae. The record is from the annotation of a GenBank genome assembly.